This is a messenger RNA of Gastrolobium bilobum, 1062 nucleotides long. RefSeq names its product triphosphate tunnel metalloenzyme 3-like. The coding region runs from base 64 to 669 and encodes 201 amino acids. NCBI's taxonomy places the organism in Eukaryota, Viridiplantae, Streptophyta, Magnoliopsida, Fabales, Fabaceae. The record is from RefSeq and is a predicted model, not a curated record. The transcript has a single exon.
AAAAACAUGCAAGUUAAAACCACUAGUAUUCCACCCUGAUUCCUUGUUGUUCUCAGGUUGCCAAUGGAAGUAGAGAUCAAGCUUAGUCUACCAGACUCAACCACUCACCAGAAGCUCUCCAACUUGCUCGCUCCUUUCCACACAAAAACUUUAAUCCAAGAAAACAUCUUCUUUGAUGGCACAAAUGAAGAGCUCACAUCCAACCUUGCAGUUCUCAGAAUUCGGUUCUACAACUUGGAAAACUGUGUCCUCUCCUUGAAGGCUAAACCAGUAAUCUCAGGUGGAAUCAGCCGCAUGGAGGAGCAUGAAGAGCCAUUUGACCCUGCACUUGGUCGUGCAUGCAUUGCUGAGCCAUGGAGACUCUUAUCUGUGGAUUCAUCAGAGAUACUGAAGAGGGUGAGAGAUGAAUACCAUGUUGGAGAAAAUGGGGUCGUGUGCUUAGGUGGGUUUAGGAAUGUGAGGGCUGUGCAUGAGUGGAAAGGGUUGAAACUGGAACUUGAUGAGACCAACUAUGAUUUUGGGACAUGCUAUGAGUUAGAAUGUGAAAGUGCUGACCCAGAGAGACACAAGAAACUGCUUGAAGAGUUUCUUAAAGGGAAUGGAAUCAAUUAUUCAUAUUCUAAAGUUUCUAAAUUUGCUGUUUUUCAGUCAAGGAAGUUGCCUGAGUAAGGAAAAGUCUCCUCAGUUGUUCUCCCUGAAGCAGAUAUGUCCGACAGAAGGUCGGGUCUUUGAUGUUGGAUCUAGAACUUUUUCUCUAGAUACCUAUGAAUUAGGUAUCUUGGAGACAGCUGAUCACUACACACUAUAUGAUGGCUUUAGCCAGAAGGGGUGUGUGUGUGCACUGUCGUGUCUUCAAUCAAAUAGGGUUAGAGAGAUCAGUCAUACAUGUGGUCUUUACUCCUAUUUAUAGAACUUACUUCUGGGCUGACGUUGGUUGGGCUUCAUAUCGCUGUGGGUCUUUCUCUGGUGCAUAACAUCAGUAAUUAGUAUUGUUGAAUGCAUGAUGUUAUGCUUUUUUUCUUAGUAUAUAUAAUAUUAUUCUUUUAAAUACUCUGUGUAUUA